GCGAUGAUACCGAUUUUUGCGGUCCCAACAUUGGCGGUGAUUGCCGCACAGACGGUGUUAUGUACUAUAAUUAUAUUUGUUGCAACACCGAUAUUGGUGUAUUAUUUGCAUCACAAUUUUCUGAGAGAUCUUACCAGAGGAAAAUUUGGUGUUUAUUGUCUGCGUGGUGGGCGGUAUAUGGUGUGGCUAUAUGACUAGACUAAAUGCGGAUUCUGCUACUCAGGAAAGUACUUUAUCCCAUGGCUUAGAGCUUGGAGAAGGAAGCGGAGAGCUUUGCAUUACGUGUAGGAGAAGAGCACCUCCUAAAGCUCAUCAUUGUAGAAUGUGUCAAACUUGUAUUCUUAAUAGGGAAUAUCAUUGCAAAUGGUUGGAUUGUUGUAUAGGUUCCAGCAACUUGAGAUGGUAUCUGGGAUGUUUAUUCUUCUCAGCUGUAGCUUUCAUCUAUGGUUCCAACUUAACUAUGACUAGCGUUUGCCAUCCUUUUAUACUUAUCGGCACUAUUCUUUUACCAGAUGAUUGCAGCGAUGUGUAUCAUCAACUGGACAUUGCCCUUUGCUUCAUCUCUGCUCUCUACAGCUUGCUUGUUGGGCUAGUGGUAGUUUGUUAUUUAAUAUAUCAUCUUUGGUUAAUUUACCUUGGUACAACAUCGAACGAACGACGCCUUCUCGAAGCUGGAAGCCAAUAUGACCAUGGGAUGUUGAAAAAUGUAUCCCGAUUAUUUUGCUGCAAAACUUAGAUAUUAAUGUAGACUAGAUUAUUGAAUUUACUUUGUAUGGAAGAUGAUACUUUGCUCUGUACAAAGGAUGUUAGAAAAAAUCCGUCAUAGCGGUACGUGAAACAGAACGCACAUGUUAAUAUUAGUUCAACCGCACCUACUACUGCUACUAAUAGAAUUUUAAUGCUCAUUUUUAUCUAUUCAUUUUUAAUUUUUUUGCAACAGUCAGGUACUUAAUACUCUUAAGAUAUCGAUGAUAUUAAGCUUAAUAAAAACAUAUCAUGAUAUGAACGCGCUGACUUUCGUUAAAGUCUUAAUUAUUUAUAUUUCACUAUUGUGCACAUCUUUUGUAUAUUUAUUGUAACUGUGAUAAAGUGGCCAUUGUACAACUAACAUAAUAAAUUGUAUCGAUCAAAUACAUUAUAUAGUAUAUCUAAGAUUUAAACAUAAAUUAAUUAAGCAUGAUAAAUGUUAAAAUUUUUUUUUUAAUACAAAACAAUGCGAUAAUAAUAACAUUCUUUGUAUUCUAUUUUCAGUAUCACGAAUUAACUUUAAUCUUCUAAUGCUACACCCCUCUGUUUAGGAUCAAAGUCAGGAAUCACUUUCUGUACUAAUUGUCGUAAUUCCUCUUUUCUUUUCUCGCUUUCUCUAAUAUCCGCCGCGAUCGUGAUAUAUUUCUUCCAAACGAUGAAGUAUCUUGCUUUCAAUUGAUUUUCAUUAUGUCUAUAAGCUAUCUCGUUUUUCUCCUCCUCUUCCGUUUUAAGUUCAAGAAUCCUUACUUGCCAUAAUUUAAAGUACUUCUCUGAAAGUUUCAUGUCAUGGAAGUCUGUUGCAACCUGAUGCUUCAGGUUUGUUUCUUUGACCACGUCCUUCCAUUCUUCGAACAUCCUUGCGAUUAGAUUUUUAUUAUAAACCGUUUCAGCGAUUUCAAUCUUAAUCGUAUAUUGAGUUUCAGUUUCUCUUUUCCAAGCUGUAAAUAUCUUCCUUAUCAAUCGUUCUCGAUAAUGAUCCUCAGCUUUUUUCAUAUUUUUCCUUUUUAAUUCUACGAGUUCCAUCAACGGUUCUAUCGCAAAGCGUCUCGACAAACACUUUCUGUAAAACUCAUCUGCUAUGUCGUUUAAUUUCUGAAAUCUUUCGAUUUCACGUAGCCGAUGUUCUUCGCGCUCUUUCCUUAAUCUUCUCUCCUCGGCUAAUGCCUGUUAACAAAAGCAAGGAAAAAAUGCAUGGUGUCAUCUUUUUAAAGAGGUAUCGUCUCGUAAUCGUGUAAAAAAUAUAUACAAUUAAAACGAUAACGAAACUUUACGAGGUGAAAUUAAUGCUUUAUGACACUUGGUACGACAUUAAUACACUUUGACCUCACGUAUUAUCUGACCUCUCGUUGCAAUCUUCUCUUCGUCUGUUCCUCCUUCAUUCUGGUAGCUUCUUCCUUUCUUCUCUGCUCCUCCACUCUCUUCCUGCGCUCUUCUUCCGCCAGUUUAACUCUUUUCCGUCUGUCCUCUGCUCGAGCUUCCAUUCUUAACAGAAAUUUUGGCGGAACCGGUGGUGGUCGAGGUGCCGUUAAACUUUCAUCUCUAUGUUUUUCAAAUUCAUCUAAUUAAUUAACCAAAGGAAUUGUAGAUGGUUUUUGAGGUUUAAUUAUUUUACCUGUAGCCCGAUUGGUGCAUCAAAUGAAUCAAAGUUCUUCUUGUCCUUUGACCCAGGUGCGUGAGAGUUUCUUUCGCCAUGUCCACUGUCUCCUUGCUCGCUCUAGCUAUCUCCUCUUGCAUCUGUUUCAAUUUCAACUCCUCGAUAAUCCUGUUCUGUUCGUUUAAUUUAGCCCUCUGCUUCUCUAUGAUCCGUUUCUGUGCAUUCAAUCGGUUUUGCGCUGGUGACUCCACGAUACCGUGUUUAGGGUGCAUGUUUUUCUUCUUCCAACGUACACCGUUCGUUUCUUUUAUAGCCACUUUACCAUCUCUGCUCUUUGGUAUACGAUUCUUCAUCAAUUCUCUUUGACGUUCUGUAAUAGCGUUUAUGAACAAUUCUAUCCUUCGUUCUUCGAGGAUCUCUUUUGGCUGCGGGUUUCUCAGUUCGAUGCUUUUCCUACACUUCGUACGUGUUCUCCAUAUAUCAAAAUACUUUCUUGUUAAUUUUGAGAUCAUAUUUUGUUGGAUCUUUGUUUUGACAUCGCGGAUACGUUGUUCUUCCGCAGCACUUUCUUUCAGCGCAUUGAAAUACUUUCUUAAAAUAUGUAAACGCUGUGCUUGCGACUCGAAAUUAGGUUUAUCUUUGAUGGUUACUUUUAUGCUUCCAAUACACGGUACUUCACAUUCCGUUUUCUUUUGAUUUCUGUCUUCUACGAUUUGUGUUAUCGUACUCUUCUUUCGAAUGCUGUCUGUACAUCUUUUGUUCUUCUCUGAUUUUUCGACACUACUUGUCUACAAAACGGUUUUUAAUGGAGAUCCAGUGUGAAUGAAUUGCAAAGAAUUAAUUCGUACAAACCUUGCUUCUUAUUUUUCUAAACGCUCCCCAAAAAUUUUCAUCAUCCGAUGGCGCCAAGUUUCUCUUCUUGCACGAGUAUGGUUUCGAAAACUUCGGCCGAGAUCUGCACAAUUCGGUUUCAAAUUUUUUUAAUUCUCUGUCGAAAAAUCGUUGUUGUUUUUUUAUAUGUAAUUCUCUCGCUUCCUCCUCCGUGAACAGCCUGUAAAGCAAUAAUAUUAUUAACUUAAUAUUCGGAGCAUUACUUUCGAAUUUCGUGCCCCUACUUCUUGGCUUCCGCUAAAAUGGAACGUUCAGCGGGUGGAACGUAAAAGUUCUCUCUGAGUGUUCGAUGUCUCUCAUCCAUUAUCACAUUUGGAUCAAGGAAUGUCCUUUUAUCGUCUUUCAACAGUUGAAGCUUCUCUAGUGGAUGGAAAAUGUCUACUUUCAUCAACUGGUCCAUUAGAUCAGCUGUUGCUUCGCUCAAGUGCACCAUGACGACUACAGAUGUAAUAAUUAAGUACUGGUUAUUAUUUUCUUUGUAGAGAAAAUAUAUAAAUGUAUAUUGCGCUGUUGUUGCCGACUUGUUGUGUCGUUGUUAAGGGAAGUUAUGAAAGUUAUCCCUCUAUGCACGCACGUGAACGUUCCAACCCCAUUCAUAAGACAGGGGGUGGAAGUAACUGAUGUCGAGCGAAGACAUUAUCGACUUUGCUAUGUACAUUACGAUAAAAAAAAA
Messenger RNA from Osmia lignaria (orchard mason bee), 3905 nucleotides. The record is from RefSeq and is a predicted model, not a curated record. Lineage: Eukaryota; Metazoa; Arthropoda; Insecta; Hymenoptera; Megachilidae.